AUUCUCCCCUGUAAUUGCCUUCUCAUCAAUACUCAACAGAACAUCUCCUGAAUAAUACAAGUAAAAAUGGACCGGUCUAAGAAACCCGCUGCCAUCGGUGUCACCGCAACCCCGCCCCAGCCAACAAUCUCCCUUGCCAACAACGUCGUCCAAGCCACUCUUCCCUCCGGCGAAUCUGUCACCGUCAAUCUAAACGGCGCAACAGUCACAUCCUGGAAGUCUGCCUCCGGCGCUGAGAAGCUAUGGCUCAGUGAAGCUGCCGUUCUGGACGGCUCGAAGCCGAUCCGCGGUGGGAUUCCUGUUGUCUUUCCGGUCUUUGGGCCCCCUCCAUCCGACCACGCCACAUCCUUUCUCCCACAACACGGUUUCGCACGCUCCUCACUCUGGGAAUUCCUCGGCAAAUCCUCCUCCGAGUCCUCCGGCGCCAACAGCGGCGACGACACCGUGAAGCUCGAUUUUGGUCUGUCAUCAGGAUUGCUUAGUGAAGACUUCAAAUCGAAGUGGCCGCAUGAAUUUGGGCUUGUCUAUAGUGUUACACUUUCGCCGGAAGGAUUGGGAACUUCGCUGCAGGUGCAGAACCAGGGGGAGAGAAGCUUUGAGUUCCAGGUGCUGUUACAUACUUAUUUUGCAAUUGACGACAUCUCUCAAAUCCAUGUCAAGAACCUACAGGGUAAAACCUACAUUGACAAGGUCCAAAACGCAACCACUCACACAGAAUCCAAUUCCUCCGUUCAAUUCACUUCCGAGACGGACCGCGUAUACAAGGACCUCGACCCGUCAGUUCCGCUGGUCAUCUCAUUAGGCGAUAAGGAGCUAUUUAGCAUCACGCGCGAAGGGCUCAAUGAUGCAGUGGUGUGGAACCCGUGGAUCGAAAAGGCAAAAGCAAUGGGUGACUUCAGCCCUGAUGACGGGUAUAAGAAGAUGGUUUGCGUGGAGGCAGGAGCCGUCAAUGGGUGGCAGUCGCUGGAAGCUGGCGAGUCGUGGGAAGGUGGGCAAUUUAUCAAAAGUAAAUAGCGCAAACGUGUCUACUGAAAUUAGAUGUCAGUGAGCGAGAUGAAGUGGACACUGUUAUUGUGAUGAGAUACUCUCUUCGAAUG
Molecule: messenger RNA, 1097 nt
Organism: Aspergillus nidulans FGSC A4
Lineage: Eukaryota; Fungi; Ascomycota; Eurotiomycetes; Eurotiales; Aspergillaceae
Product: glucose-6-phosphate 1-epimerase
Exons: 3
Coding region: 67-1014 (315 amino acids)
Biological process (GO): carbohydrate metabolic process
Molecular function (GO): carbohydrate binding; isomerase activity; glucose-6-phosphate 1-epimerase activity
Source: RefSeq, a predicted model, not a curated record